GAGAAUUUGAGAAUCAAAUAUCAAAAGAUGCUUAACUUAAUGAAGUGAUAAUGGUGAGGAGGGAUUAAGUGGUCAGAGCAAAUUUGACUUUGACUUCCUCUGUUUGAUGUGGAAACUUUUUCUUCCUGUCUUUGCUUCAGAGCUGCAGUAGGUUCUUCAGUGUUGUGUGGUGAGAAGCAGAUUCAUUUUGAAACAUUUUAUUCACUGCAGCAACAUGACGAUCUUUCAGCUUCAGCUCUAUGUAUUAAUGUUUUGUCAGUAUGCAGUGACAGAUCUUUUAACUGAUGUGGGAUCAAAUGUGACCAUAAACUGUGAUCUUGAUGAAAAGGAGGUUUACUGGAUUUUACUGAAAGCAGCAGAUCCUCCAGCAGUCAUUCUACAGUCAUUCUCAACAUCAGCUUUUUACCAUAAUGUAAUAUUCCAAAAGAAAUAUUCAGUGCAGUUUAAACAUCGUCUGGUUAUUAAUAAUGUGACUGCUGAUGAAUUAGGAGUUUAUUACUGUAUGAACACACGCAUACCUCCAAAACUCAGCAACAGCACCAGAAUAUACUUCAACGAACCAACUGAGUGUCACAAUCACACAGUGACUGAGUAUAUCGAGCAGAAUCAGACACUAUGGAAGAGUAUUAUCAUCAUAUCUGGACUGAUGAAUGGGCUUCUGGUUAUUGUAGUUGUCGGACUGGUAAAGGUUUUUGUUGUUGGAAACAGAAGGUCUGCAAAAAAGCCAGAACAACUCAACUCUUAUCUACAACAGACACAAGUUACAGAGCCACAUCGGGACCAGUUACAGUAUGCCACGGUGGACUUUUCCAAGCUGCGUAGAAAUAUUCCGUCCAGCCAAAUCAACAGCACGUAUGCUGCUCUUAACCUGCCGAAGUCAUGAAUAUAUGAGUAUGAUUGAUUUUAUACUUCUUUGGUUCAUAUUUUCAAGAUGUUCAACGCAAACAUUUCUUAUAUUUUAAACUCGACUGGAUUAAAUAUUAUUAAUAUUUCAACCUGCUUUCUAAAGACUGGUUGGAAGUCAUGAGGUCACAUUUAUUUUACAGAAUUGACAAUCACAAUUUUGUAUUUCUUUUUAUGUAUAUUUCUGAAGAGUACUCAAAUAAUUAGUAGAAAAUAUUACCUGGAAACUAUUCAGUAGACACUUGUUUGAAUGUUUUAUACAUAAAAAUAUGUACCAGACUUUAAAUGUAUUAAGUGGGUCUUGUAAAGGACUGUUUAUUUAGUCAGAAUAGUUUAACUAAUACAUGUAUAAAAAAUCUGUUAAAUGCUCAUAAGGUGGUUAGGUCUGUUAGUGUGAAAUGUUGUGGUUUGUCAACCUACUUU
Carassius auratus (goldfish) is the source of this 1326-nucleotide messenger RNA. RefSeq lists its product as uncharacterized. The record is from RefSeq and is a predicted model, not a curated record. Lineage: Eukaryota; Metazoa; Chordata; Actinopteri; Cypriniformes; Cyprinidae. The transcript has 5 exons. The coding region runs from base 215 to 883 and encodes 222 amino acids.